This is a messenger RNA of Didymosphaeria variabile, 3633 nucleotides long. RefSeq lists its product as uncharacterized. Gene Ontology annotation, cellular component: membrane. The record is from RefSeq and is a predicted model, not a curated record. Gene Ontology annotation, biological process: cell volume homeostasis; chloride ion homeostasis; potassium ion homeostasis. The transcript is spliced from 7 exons. Gene Ontology annotation, molecular function: potassium:chloride symporter activity. The coding region runs from base 1 to 3633 and encodes 1210 amino acids. Lineage: Eukaryota; Fungi; Ascomycota; Dothideomycetes; Pleosporales; Didymosphaeriaceae.
AUGCACCUGCCCAGACUGAACAGACGGGGUUCCAUACUACCAGCACCGUCGCCUGGAGAAGAAACGCCGCUGCUUGCAAGAGAUGGACAGACUGAAAACCCCCAAGAGAGGGAUCAUGCACUCGAGUCCAUGCGUGACUGGUUCUCUGCGCCUUUGCGCCUGCUACGCUCAACAUCUCCCAAGAAUAGCUCCAAACCACCGGAAGGCAAACACAAUGCAGGAACGGAUGCCGCGAAACCUAGACCAGGUGCUUUCCCCCGACCGGUUGGUGGUACUAGCAAGCUUGGGACCUUUGCUGGUGUAUUCGUCCCCACUACGCUUAAUGUUCUCUCUAUUCUUAUGUUCCUAAGGUUUGGGUUCCUCCUAGGCCAAGCCGGUGUAGUAGGAAUGCUGGGCAUGCUCGUCGCUUGCUAUGCCAUAGACCUGAUCACGGUCUUCUCGAUCUCAGCGAUCGCAACGAAUGGCACCGUUCGGGGCGGAGGUGCCUAUUACCUGAUUUCGCGAUCAUUAGGACCUGAGUUUGGCGGCUCAAUAGGAAUUGUGUUCUACCUGGGUCUAGUUUUCAACACGAGCAUGAACGCCGUCGGUCUCAUAGACUGUUUCAUAGAGAACUUCGGUGUUGAGACUGGCAGCUGGUUUCCUUUGAUGCUGGAAGGCUUCAGAUGGCAGUUCUUAGAUCUCAAGCAUCCAUCCAAGGCUAUUCCGAAGGGCACUCUCUAUGGCCUGGGUUUGACGUUUGUGUUCUAUACAGUCGUGAUUUUGUCCAUGGCUGCGACAAUCACGCGUGAAUCGUUCAUCAACAACACCAAUGUUAUACAGCUGACCAACAUCUCCGGCAUCGUUAUCCUUUUGGGCGAGUUUGCAACGUCAUCGUUCUCGGUUCUGAUGGGUGUCAUCGGCUCAGCGAAGCUACUACAAGCACUUGCUCGCGAUCACCUCCUCCCCGGCCUCUCGAUCUUCGGCCAGGGCACAGCAAAAUCCGACGAUCCAACCUACGCUAUUAUGAUUACCUAUCUGUUGGCUCAACUUACUAUGCUCGCGGAUAUCAACCAGAUCGCUUCUUUCGUUACCAUGACUUAUCUGAUGACGUUCCUGGUCACGAAUCUGGCAACGUUCGCCCUGAAGAUCGGGAGUGCGCCGAAUUUCCGCCCAUCCUUCCAAUUCUUCAACUGGCAGACGGCGGCUACCGGUGCAAUCGUCUCCGGCGCAACCAUGUUCUUCGUGGACGGCGUGUAUGCGUCGGGAUGUGUUGCCUUGUUGAUAGUCGUUUUCUUACUCAUUCACUAUACGACGCCUCCGAAACCCUGGGGAGAUGUCUCGCAAAGUUUAAUUUACCACCAGGUGCGGAAGUACCUACUCCGACUACGGCAGGAGCACGUCAAGUUCUGGAGACCCCAAAUCCUGCUGCUGGUUAACGACCCAAGACGACAGUACAAGCUCAUCCAAUUUUGCAAUUCGUUAAAGAAAGGAGGUCUCUUCGUGCUCGGUCAUGUCAUUAUCUCACAAGACUUUGGUGCAGCUGUACCUGAAGCACGCCGACAACAGCAGUCGUGGACUAAAUACAUCGACUUUUCGAAGAUCAAGGCAUUCGUAAAUAUUACCAUAUCGCCCAUGGUCGAGUGGGGUGCAAGGAAUCUGGUGCUAAGUGCUGGUCUCGGUGGCAUGAGGCCCAAUGUCGUUGUCAUGGGUUUCUACAAUUUGGGUGAACUCCGCCAGUCCAAGCCACUUAUCGAUAUCCCCUCGCCGCAGCCAUCGCGGCCUGUUAGCAAGGCCGCGAAUCGUCCCUUGUCUCGGCAAGCCAUCCAGGCCCUUGCCAGGCAAAACCAAACCACGGAUGAGCUAUUUAGAAUACUACCGACUGAUGCUAUGAAACCCGAAAACUCUAUAGGAAUCCAAAACUAUGUCACGAUCGUGGAGGAUCUCGUACUACGCCUCCAGAUCAACGUGGCCCUUGCAAAGGGUUUCCAAGAACUGGAGGUGCCGACACCGAAGCCUACGAAGGGACGGCAACUGUUAAGUACACUCAGGCUGGCGGAUGACGAGGAAGCUGAGCCGACCAAGAAAUAUAUUGACCUGUGGCCCAUUCAGAUGUCGGCAGAAAUUGCUACCGCAGGCGAUGAUCCUUCCAGAAAGAACGUCCUUACCACGAAUUUUGACACGUAUACUCUCAUCCUUCAGCUCGGGUGUAUCUUGCACACGGUGCCGUCGUGGAAGCGGACAUACAAACUCCGAGUCGCCGUGUUUGUUGAGUACGAAACUGAUGUCGAGGAAGAACGUGGGCGGGUAACCACUCUCCUGAAGAACCUACGCAUUGAGGCAGAGGUACUCGUGUUCUGGCUAGCGAGUGGUAGUCUUAAGAUGUACGAGGUCAUUGUCAACGGCAAGAAUGAUAGCGAUUUCGCGGAAGCUGCGCAAGAUGUUGACGAUACCUUGGAGGAUGAAGCGUGGUGGAGAGACAUCCAGGGACUACGAAAGCCACAAAGUUUCACCGCCAGCCAAGAACUGGCUCAGGUCGACGAUCUGUUAGAGGCUGUUGUUAAUUGGCCGACUUCGUCAUUCCAACACGGGAGAAAGGAAUCGAAACCGAAGCGGUUCGCGGAGCUGAAGAAGCUACUACGUCGCGCGAAGCGGAAGGCCUCUGUGAGCGACGUUGGUAGGACUGGUGCCACCAUUGGUAUCCGUGCGCAGCGGUUGCCCGCGGAGCUACUGUCAAACAGCGACAGCGAGCAAUCUACGAGCUCGUCCGAUGGGGACGAUGUUAAGUACGAGGAAGAAGCUGUUGAUACUGGAAGUUCUGUCGGGAUGAGCAAUGACCUUGAUGAGUAUGACUUGGACGCUUCUGACAGUGAUGACGAAGGCCGUCCAUCAGGUCUGCUACAACGGGCUCCGACCACGACUGCAGUCAGAGGCCUUCCAUUCAUCACCCAAAAGCUUGGUAUACGGAAAGCUCUCUGGAAGGCACCAUCUCAGGAGGAACGCCCCACGGCAGACUCAGUGACCCCGUUAAGGCCACAUCCUGAUGCCACGACUUCCGAUACGGCACUACCAACGACGAGCAAAUUGGAUGAGAAUUCAUUUAACAGACGCACAUCUUCUCCACGAACCCAGCCUGUCAACGUACGGCCGCCACCAAUUCGACACCAAUCCCUCCCGAAGUUCACGUCCAAGCCAACCCCAAGAACAGCCGUCGCCCCCGAAGAGACCGCCGGACCCUCCAUCAUGUUCGUCGACACUCCCUCGCCGUCCGCCGCCCGAAAGAAAGACCCCAUCGCCUCCGCCAUGGCAUCCUCGCAGCCCAGCUCACCCUCAUCCUCUACACCACCUCGCUCAACCCUCCCACCAGCCGUAGCCCCGCAGCCACAAGCCUCAGGCUACCCCCUCCACCAAGCCAUCCCCCUCUCCUUCAACGACCUCCCGUGCCGAGCCCAGCAUCUCAUCCUCAACGAGUUGAUCCGUCAGCACUCGGACGACACGGCGGUAGUGUUCACGACGCUGCCGAGUCCCGUGGAGGGCACGAGCGAGAGCGAGGCGGAGAGCGUGAAGUACAUCAGUGAUUUGGAGGUGCUGUGUCAGGGCUUGCCGCCGUGUUUGUUGGUGCAUAGUAACAGUAUGACUGUGACGAUGAACCUGUGA